Rotaria sp. Silwood1 is the source of this 1383-nucleotide messenger RNA. NCBI's taxonomy places the organism in Eukaryota, Metazoa, Rotifera, Eurotatoria, Philodinida, Philodinidae. The record is from the annotation of a GenBank genome assembly.
AUGGAUACGAUUUCAAUAACUGAUGGAAUUCCACAAAAUCCAAAUGAAGAAAGAUUUAAAAAAUUAGUUAAAAAAUUUAAAAUAAAUUAUAAUGGAAUUCAACCACAGUUUCUUUGUCGUGCGCCAGGUCGAGUUAAUCUUAUUGGUGAACAUAUUGAUUAUUGUGGUUAUUCCGUAUUGCCAAUGGCUAUUGAUCAAGAUAUCGUAUCCGUCUUUGCUACAUGUGAUAAUAAUGAAGUACAAAUCAAUAAUACCGACGAAUCAUUUAAAGCUAGUUCAUUUAACAUGGAAAAUUUUUCUAUUUCAUAUGAAAAAUCUGAUUGGUACGAAUAUUUUAAAUGUGGUAUUCAAGGCAUUCGUGAUAAAUUUCCUGAUAUUAAAUUAAAAGGUAUGAAAGUAUUGAUUGAUGGAACGAUUCCACGUAGUGCUGGUCUUUCAUCCUCGUCAGCACUUGUUGUUUGUGCUGCUUUGACAACAAUUGUUGCUAAUGGAAUUAAUAUUAGCAAGAGUGAUCUAGCAGAACUCUGUGCUGAAUGUGAAAAAUAUAUUGGUACACAAGGAGGUGGAAUGGAUCAAGCAGCAUCUUGUCUUGCACAUAGUGGUUCAGCAAUGUUAAUUAGUUUUAAUCCAUUGAAAAUUCAAGAUGUAACUUUACCAGUUGGUUGUGCUUUUGUUGUAACACAUUCAUUAACUGAAGUUAAUAAAGCAGCAUCAGAUCAUUUUAAUACACGUGUAUCUGAAUGUCGAUUAGCGACUCAAAUAUUAGCCCAUGCAAAAGGUCUUGAUUGGCGUUCAAUUCGUAAACCAUAUGAAUUACAAAAUGCUCUUGGUUUUACAAUAAAUGAAUUGGAACAAUUUGCAAUAGAUACACUUCAUGAAGUACCUUAUACACUUGAUAAAAUAGCUGGUUUAUUAAAUGUAACUGUUGAUGAAUUAAUUAGUAUUAGUUUAAAAGCCAAUAUAAAUCGAGAACAAAAAUUUGAAUUAUGUAAACGUAUAAAACAUGUUCUUAGUGAAGCUAAUCGUGUUUUACUUUUUAAACAAGUAUGUGAUUCAAAUACACAUGAUCGUCUUGAAACACUUGGAGAACUAAUGAAUCAAAGUCAUAAUAGUUGUGCAAGAUUAUAUGAAUGCAGUAGUAAUGAACUUGAUCAAUUAACAGAUAUAUGUCGACAAAGUGGUGCUUUAGGAUCACGUCUGACAGGCGCUGGAUGGGGUGGUUGUGCUGUUUCACUUGUACGACAAGAAAAUCUUCAUGAAUUUAUUGCAAAUGUACGCGAGAAAUUUUAUAUUAAUAGUAAAGAUACAAAGCGUGUUAAUAAUGCUGAUCAAAGUAUUUUUCCAACAUUACCAGGAUGUGGAAUUUAUGCCGUACGAUUAUAA